GAUGACAUGUCACGUUGACCCAUUCUCACCUUUCCUUUCAUUUCCAAAAAUCCAACAAACGCCUUCCCAUGGGCUACUACGACUGAGCCCGCCACAACUCGUUCCCUCCAACUCAUUCGUCCCUCUCUGUCGCUGUUUUCUUCCUCUCUUUCUCUUUGGUUGAAUGGUUUUUGCCUUUUGCAGUAACCUCCUUGACGAUUCAUAUGAAAAUUCCGCUGCCAAAAGUUGAGUUUUCAAAUGACUCGUAAUUUUUUCUUUCUGUUUUUUUUUUGGGUUUUUCCAUUUGAAGGUAGACUCCAAGUAAGUGUCUGUUCAAAAAUCUCAGGUUUUUAAAAAUAAAUAAACAAAAUAUAUUAUUUUCUUCUUCCUCUUUUGUCUAUCAUAGUUGGAUUUUUAUUGGUCCCAUAGCCAUACCAGCUACAAGUUUUACUGGGUCAUAUUCGUAUAUGAAUUUUCUUCUUCUUUCUCUGUCUAAACUUUGUACAUAUAGAAAAUAAACAAAGGAAGAUAGGGAGAGAAAGAGUCAAGGGGUUUAGGUAGAAAAACAGGGCUCUUUAUUGUCAAAAAGACCAUAAAUUUCCCAUUUUGAAUGGCCUUUCCUGGAAGUAUCCUUUAAUGGGUAUCAAUUAAUUUGUUGGAAUUUUGGUUAGAGUUCUUUUUUUUUUUUGAGAUGUUAGGCCAAGAAGAAAAGGACCGGCAUGCCGGGGCUGCUGCUACUGCCCGGAAACCAUAUCUACGGUCAGUUUCUUGGACUGACCGUUCGCCAACUAAGCCUAAUCCGAAACCGCCACAGAACACGAAGGGGAGGUCUUGUUUGCCUCCUCUUUCAAUAACUAGAAGGCCUGUGGAAGAGUGGCCAAAACCUGGUUCUGAUGAUCUCGGUGUUUGGCCUAAUCCCCAGACCCCUAGAGGCUCUGUUAAGCCCCUUGAGAGUCCGGGUUCCAAUAUGGAGUUUCAGUUGAGGAGAGAUAAGCUAGCUUUCUAUGAUAAAGAGUGUUCCAGGAUUGCUGAUCAUAUUUUUUUAGGGAGUGAUGCUGUGGCUAAGAAUAGGGAAAUUUUGAGAAAAAAUGGGAUUACUCAUGUAUUGAACUGUGUUGGUUUUGUUAGUCCCGAGUAUUUCAAGAAUGAUCUUGUUUACAAAACACUUUGGUUACAAGAUAGCCCGUCUGAGGAUAUUACCAGUAUUCUGUAUGAUGUGUUUGAUUACUUUGAAGAUGUUCGAGAACAAGGCGGGAGGGUUCUGGUGCACUGCUGCCAGGGAGUGUCAAGAUCAACCUCUUUGGUUAUUGCCUAUCUCAUGUGGAGGGAAGGCCAGAGCUUUGAGGAUGCGUUUCAAUAUGUGAAGGCAGCACGAGGGGUGACUAAUCCAAAUACAGGAUUUGCUUUCCAACUUCUGCAGUGCCAAAAGAGGGUGCAUGCUGUGCGCGCAAGCCCGAAUUCUGUGCUUAGGGUGUAUAGAAUGGCUCCGCACUCAUCCUAUGAUCCUCUUCAUCUUGUACCAAAAAUGUUAAAUCAUCCUGGUAAACAAGGGCUUGAUUCACGUGGGGCGUUCAUUGUGCAUGUUCCUUCUGCUAUAUAUGUUUGGAUUGGAAAGAAAUGCAACGGUGUAGUGUCGAGUAGUGCUGGAUUGGCUGCCAAUCAGGUUGUUCGGUAUGAACGGGCGCAGGGUCCUAUUGUAACGAUUAGAGAAGGGCAAGAGCCUUUGGAAUUUUGGGAUGCCCUUGCUACUGGACAGCUCUCAGCAGAUGGUUAUGACAGAGCAGAGGUCAGGAACGUAGAUAAUUUGACUUCUAAUAACGAUAAGAUGGCUCCGUCAAAUAAAAUUGUCGGUGAAAGGAAGGUAGAUGAUUAUGAUUUGGAUUUUGAACUUUUCCGUAAGGCACUUGCUGGUGGAGUUGUUCCACCUUUUUCAGUGUCAACCGCUGGAUCAGAAACUUGCCUUCCUUCCAGAGAAAAUGGUUGGGGUAGGCUAAGACAGAAGUUUGCUAAUGGCGUCAUGAAAGAAUUUGUGAAUUCAUCCAAACUGGGUUGUAAGUUGACUCCAGUCAGUGAUCGAACUGAUAUGGUUAUUGACAUUCAGAGAGAUUCAGAAGAUAUGUCACUCUCGUCACCAUCAUCUCCGUCAAUCUUUCCAUGUGGUUCACCAGACUCCUUCGACUGUUUCCCAGAUAGUAGCCCAAUUCAGAGUCCAGAUCCUUGUGAGGAAGUAGAACCGUCGUUACUCUUUUUAUUCUCCUUGCCACCAAGGUCUCAUUGCAGUUCACCAAAUUCUUUUUCUUCUUUUGCGGCUAGCAACGCAAAAUAUUCCAAGUCUCCUACACUUUCACCUUCAACACCUGACUAUGCCAGUUCAUUUACGUUUUCACCCUCAUCCUCUAAUUGGUCUGACUUGUCAUAUUGGUCUUCUCGGCAGCCUUCACCCUCUGGCCUGGAAGCUACUGAUAUGUUUUCAGUCAAGAAUGUUUCCUCGCCACAUAAUUCUUGUUUACCAUGUAAAGAAACUUUCCCUUUACCGACCCAGACAUUUUCUUCUGACCUUACUUCGAGGGCGGCAAAUACUUGUUUGCCUUGUAAAGGUACUUCUCCCUCAAUUGCCGAGCGCAGGGGCAGUCAUCCUCCACCACGUAUGCUUCUACCAUCAGUUGAUGAAGCAGGCCCCAGGAAUCUUGUAAGGUCUUGGUCCUUUUCUCUGCCCGACUUGGAUGAUGUUGUAAUGAAUGAAUUAGAUUGUAAUCAAUAUGAGCCUGAAGACAAUAGAGAAGAGUUAACAUUAGAUUCUGAAGCUGUUGCUGCUAGUAUUGAGUCACAUAGUGGGAGUGAAGAUAAAAGGGAAUAUGGUGAAUGUCAUCCUCAAUUCGGUGGAAUCUUUGAGAAGGCUUCAGGAGUAACCACCUCGGCUAUGUACCAUUGGCCUACACUCAAUAAAGUGGAGAUGAAUGGAUCUCACAUCCUUGAGUCAGGAGCAGCAUAUAUGUUGUUGGCUCCCGAUGCAAGCUUGGGUACAAGUGAUUCUGGUGUUUUAUAUGUCUGGCUAGGGCGUGAAGUGUGUGAAAAAGGACACAGCCAAGUUGUAGGCUGUGAUGAGACAUACAAGGAUAGCCAUCCUCACUGGGAAUCUGUUGGCCGUGACUUUCUUAAUAAAAUGGAUUUGCCCCUAAAUGCCUCUAUACAGAUAGUUACAGAAGGCAAGGAGCCAGAGCAGUUCCUGAACCUUUUCAACUGUUUUGUCGUUCCAGAAGGCUGAACAGGGCAGCCAUGAUUGAGAGUGGCUAAACCAUGAUGUAGGGUUUCUUCAAGAGGUUGGUAAUGAUCUUUCUUAGCACCCUCAUCGAAUGUCAGAAUGGAGCAAUCGCAGCUUAGUCAAAAAAAGGGAGUUGGGCAUCCCAAGCAGUACAGGUCAUAACUCUAUGCUUGUGAGAUGUAUCAUUUGACCAGAUCCGAGGUAUUGUUUAACCAUGUACAGAAAUUAAGCCUGCUGUACACACUAAUAGGAAAUCCAAGUAAAUACUCGGUUGAAAUAAGUAGUUGUGAAAUUUAUUUCACCCUUUCUUCAGUUUGCCGACUGGCUACAUCCAACAACGAAAGGUGUUGCUCUUUGGGUUUGAAAAGAGAAUCAAAGUGAUUUUCAUUGUUAACGUGUU
Molecule: messenger RNA, 3641 nt
Organism: Theobroma umbraticum
Lineage: Eukaryota; Viridiplantae; Streptophyta; Magnoliopsida; Malvales; Malvaceae
Product: protein-tyrosine-phosphatase MKP1-like
Biological process (GO): protein dephosphorylation
Molecular function (GO): actin filament binding
Source: RefSeq, a predicted model, not a curated record